CCCCCCGCUUCUCCCCUUCCCCACCGUCCCUGUCCCCUUCGUGCCUAUCCAUUUUGGUCGUCUCAUCAGGAGCCAUUUUCUAUGGGUAGGUGAUCUCGACCCCCGCGCGUCCCACACAUACUCUUGACCUGCUGCUCGGCCAUGCUCCGUCUCUUGGUCACUUCCUGCGCGGCGUCGGCGGCGCGGCUGCCGGCGACCCACACCAUCGGCUCUGCCGUCCCGGCCGCCAUUCGCGCCUCCCGGCCGGCGAUGAUGCGCACCCUUCCCACUCCUGUUUUUGCCGGCCCGGCGGCCCUCUUUGCCACUCGGCAAUAUUCCACGGCCGAGCCGGCCCCGGUCGACCCUCCCAUCUUCCCGGCCGAGACCCCCAAGACCACCAAGGCUGCCAAGACUCCCAAGGCUCCCAAGGCCGCCAAGACUCCGCGCGCCCCGCGCAAGACGACCAAGAAGAGCACCAAAACCAGCACCGCCACCCUGGCGGCCACUGGCGCCGCCACCGCCGUCGCUGUCGCUGUGGCCGAAGAUGACUCUGAAUCCCGCGAGAACCUCAUGGCCCUGCUGAAGACCCUGGGUCCGGAAUUGGCGCGCGCCGAUCCGGCAACCCUGUCCCAGCAGCUGGCCCUGCUGCUUGGUUCCACGGAGAAGGCCGAAGCCGCCAUGAGCAGCCUAAACACGGCCCUCGAGGCCAAUGGGGGCCUUGCCUUUGACCCGGAGGCCGCCGCCACCGGCGUGGCUCUCCAUGCCGAGGAGACUCGCACCAAGGCCCAGGCUGGUCGGACACGCAAUGCCAGCCUGGCCAACUUGUCGGACACAUCCUCCAUCAUCCAGGCCAUCAUCUCGCGCGAGUCGACCCGAGCCUCCGGCGCAUUUGCCGGCCGGUCGAAGCGUGUCCUGCGAAGCGUCCUGCAUCUCUUCGACGUGAAUGUCGACCAGCUUGAGGCCGGGGAGAUGGCGAUGGUCAGCCAGACAGGCACCGACAGCAAUAACAUCGUCCUGAGCGACGAUUCCACGGCCUCUCGGGGACUUCAGCAUCUUCGGCAAUUCCUGGCCUAUCGGGCAUAUGUCAUGGCCAUCCACAUGGCCACCUCUCCCGGCACCGAGUAUCUGUGCUGCCCACUGCGCGCGCAGCAGGUGGUCUCCUUCAUGGGGGACAUUCGUGGAGCCACUGUGGUGGAAAUUGCCCCCGGCCCGGGCGUCCUGUCAGAGGCCCUGCUGGUCGCCGGCGCGGAAAAGGUGUAUGGUGUGGAAGAGGAACAGCUCUUUGCCGAGGACUUGCGCCUGAUGCAGGUGGCCACCGAGGGGCGCUUCGAGCCGGCCAUCAUCUCGCCGAAGAAUCUGAUGUCUGGCAGCCUUCUGGACGACGUGCUCCUGACACGCAUCCAGGCUCGGGUGGCCCCGGUCCCCUGGUCCGAGGGCCUGCAGUAUCCGCACCUGGUCACCGGGCCCGAGGCUGAGGCUGCCAGAUUGGCCGAGGCGGCCGGUGUGACUCCGGAACCCGGCACUCCGGGUGCCCCUCUCGGCAAGGCCGAGUUCACCACCAUGCAUGAGCGUGUCCCCUCGGUCACUCCUCCUGGCCGUCGCCCGGGGCUCAUCUUCACCGGGUCCAUAGGCAGUCGGCACCACGAGCAUCUGCUCUCGAACAUGAUGCAGAACAUCUUCUGGCGGUCGCUCUACUUUGAGCUCGGCCGCGUGGAGAGCUACUUCCUGCUUCCGGCGGCUGCACUCCAGCGCAUUACCUAUCAAAUUGGCCACCGGUCCCGUUCGAAAAUGUCCUGCAUGAUGGAGACCCUCUUCCAUCUCGACCAUCUGAUGAGCAUGCCCCAGGACUUCUUCCUUCCCUCGAAAGCCUCGGUUAAUAUGGAACUCAUCCGGUUGAUUCCUCGUGCUGAUGUCCCGACCGAUCUCAACAUCAUCGAGUAUGAGUUCAUCCUGCGCCAGCUCUUCGUCAAGCGCUCGUAUCCCAUUCUCCUUUCGAUUGCUACUCUUGGCCCCGGUGCUGAGGCUCUCCUUGAGCAAUGCCCGCUGAUCGAUCCGACCCUGCCACCGACGCAUAUCUCCAUUGAGGCCUUCUUCCAGCUGACGCGCGCCUUUGCCAACUGGCCUCACAAGCCUCUCCUCCAUGAGCUCACAGCCAUCGAGGCGCCUGCCAAGUGAGGGCCACGAUCGGCCGCGCUGGGCGCAAGCCUGCCACCCUUUUACCGUCUUCCGCCUGGCCUACCGUGGCUCCUGCCUUGCAUAAUUGCAGCCGUGCUCCCUCCUUUCCCUCUCCUCCUCCUCUCCCCCCCCUCCCUUUCCAUGCCACCCUCGCUGUGAGGCUUCCCUGCUGCCAUGCCUCCCACUCUCCUCCCCCCCCCCCCCC
Fonticula alba is the source of this 2359-nucleotide messenger RNA. RefSeq lists its product as hypothetical. The record is from RefSeq and is a predicted model, not a curated record. The coding region runs from base 142 to 2154 and encodes 670 amino acids. Lineage: Eukaryota; Rotosphaerida; Fonticulaceae. The transcript is spliced from 5 exons. Gene Ontology annotation, molecular function: mitochondrial transcription factor activity; rRNA (adenine-N6,N6-)-dimethyltransferase activity. Gene Ontology annotation, biological process: rRNA methylation; transcription initiation at mitochondrial promoter. Gene Ontology annotation, cellular component: mitochondrial matrix.